UCCACUGUACAUGCCCUAAAACACACACGAAUAUUCAGCUGCCAGCGUGUGAGAGAGGAGGAGGGUAGGGUCCCCUCCCCUCCCCUCCGACCCGUCGUCUCGGGCGGGACAUAUGGUGCUCUUGUCCGCUAAUGGCCCCGCUUCCUUCCUUUUUAUUCCAAACCCGCUCCUCCCCUGCUUUUUAUUCAAACUCGCUGUCACAGGCUCCUAGGUAGCUCCCCUUUCUAACGCCACCGGCCGGCCGGCCGCUGCCAACCCUCGUCACCACUCACCACCACACUCCAGCUGCUUCUACUACUGCAGCUCGGUCACGCAAGGCGAAUUCCGGCGAUGGGCAAGGCGGCGAGGUGGUUCCGCAGCCUGCUUGGCGGCGGGAGGAAAGACCAGGAGAGGCAGGCCUCCCCGGCGCCGGCCCCCGCGGACAGGAAGCGCUGGAGCUUCGCGAGGCCGUCGCGGGACUCGGCCGAGGCCUCCGCCGCGGCGACCGAGGGUUUCGUGCGGGGCGCCGCCGGCAGCGCGGCGAUCGCUGAGGCCGCGUGGCUCAGGUCGCUCGACGACGACACGGGGCGGCGGCAGAGCAAGCACGCCAUCGCUGUCGCCGCGGCCACCGCGGCGGCGGCGGACGCGGCCGUGGCCGCCGCGCAGGCCGCCGUCGAGGUCGUGCGCCUUACCAGCCAGGGACCGGCCUUCGGCGGCGGAGGGGUCGUGUUGGACUUGGAUCCCCGCGGCCGCGCCGGCGCCGCCGUCAAGAUCCAGACGGCCUUCAGAGGCUUCUUGGCCAAGAAGGCGCUGCGAGCGCUCAAGGCGCUGGUGAGGCUGCAGGCGUUGGUACGCGGCUACCUAGUGCGGAGGCAGGCGACGGUGACGCUGCAGAGCAUGCAGGCGCUUGUCCGCGCGCAGGCAACCGUCCGCGCCGCCCGCUGCGGCCGCGCCCUGCCCUCGCUCCAGCCGCGCCUCCACCACCCUCCCGCCCGCCCGCGCUUCUCGCUGCAAGAGCGGCACGCGGACGACGCGCGCAGCGAGCACGGCGUGGCGGCGUGCGGCCGGCGCCUGUCCGCAAGCGUCGCCGUCGAGUCGGCGUCGUACGACCGGAGCCCCAAGACCGUGGAGAUGGACACGGCGCGGCCCAGGUCCCGCGCGCCGUCGCUGCGCACCGAGGACGAGUGGUGCGCGCAACCGGUGUCGUCGCCGCCGCCGCCGUGCCAGCAGCAGCACCACCACCACCUGCCCCCGUGCAUCGAGGUGCCGACGCCGCGCCACUUCCCGGACCACGGCUGGUGCACGCCGGAGAAGCCCCGGCCGGCGACGGCGCAGUGCACGCCCCGGUGCGCGCCGCCGACGCCGACCCCGGCGGCAAAGACCCUCUGCGGGGGCCCUGCCAGCUGCCUCGCCGCGUCGCCCAGCUGCCCCGGGUACAUGUCGAGCACGCAGUCGUCGGAGGCCAAGUCGUCGUCCCGGUCGCAGAGCGCGCCGAAGCAGCGGCCGGCACGGAAGCGGGUGCCGCUGAGCGAGGUGGUGGUCCUGCAGGCCCGCGCGAGCCUGGGCGGCGCCGGCGGCGGCGCGGGCACGCACAUCAAGCCGUGCAACGCCCGCGCGCAGGCGCAGGCGCCGGACGCGUGCGACUUGCGGGCCGCCGUCGUCAGCCGGUUCGAGCAGCGCGCGUCGGAGGAGGACGCCGCUGCGGCGGCCGAGCGGGGCCGCGACGUGUUCUUCUUGCAAAGGAGGUGGUAAGAGAGCUAGACCAACGCCAAUCAGUCAAUCGGUGCUGCUAAUAGGGACUAUUGAUUAGGUUAUCAUUGAUUGAUUUUUAGUUUUUUUUCGUAGCACUUUUGUGAUCUCUGCUCUUCGGAUCGUCGCGCACGUCCGUGACCUCUCUCUGCUGCCGUUCUUGCUGCUUGCAAUAAGCUAAUAGUGUGUUGUGUGUGGGGACGCCGGGGGAGAUUUCAACCCGUUCCGUUUUCA
This is a messenger RNA of Zea mays, 1962 nucleotides long. Its product is annotated as protein IQ-DOMAIN 14. Gene Ontology annotation, molecular function: protein binding. Bases 331 to 1731 code for a protein of 466 amino acids. The record is from RefSeq and is a predicted model, not a curated record. Lineage: Eukaryota; Viridiplantae; Streptophyta; Magnoliopsida; Poales; Poaceae. The transcript has 3 exons.